Messenger RNA from Dichomitus squalens LYAD-421 SS1, 1321 nucleotides. RefSeq lists its product as uncharacterized. NCBI's taxonomy places the organism in Eukaryota, Fungi, Basidiomycota, Agaricomycetes, Polyporales, Polyporaceae. The transcript has 5 exons. The record is from RefSeq and is a predicted model, not a curated record. The coding region runs from base 415 to 933 and encodes 172 amino acids.
UGGAUGCAUGGGCGGGCGGGCUGGACUUUGAGUCUUGUGUUCGCGCAUGGGUUCGUGCUGCAGUUGAGUCGGAGGCGGCGUACACAGAGCAGGACGAGCGGGUGGAAGAUCGACAGCCCCUUGAUUUCUCCCGUUCUCCUCUGUGGGGAGCACACUGAGUAUCGCAGUUUCGGCCUGAGCAGAAAGGAGUCUUGUCAGACCUGCUUCAGAGACAGUGUAUAGGUGGCGGUACGUUUGGAGUCUGCAAUGCGGACGACGCAGGAAGAUACCGGGGAAUGCAGUCAAGGCGCGCGACCGUAGCACGAGCGCUACCGCCUUGACGGCGAUCGCUCGAUUAUAGGCGCGUGUGCGUGUGGCGAGACGUCGCGACAUCGCGGCUCGCCUGCUGGGUGCAACAUACCCUUAUCCUCCACCAUGUCCUCCAGGCUCGCCUCACGCUCGUUAUCUCUGGCUAGGGCAACACGGCCGCGGGUCUCUAGCCGCUUGCUCUCGACCACGCGGGCCGUAUGUGAGGAGGCGUCCCCCAACUUGGGCUCAGUCCCCCCAGCCAAGAAGCCUGUCGGUGCAUUCCGGGGAGGGAUUGUAGGCUUUCUGUUCGGAUUCUCGCUUGCGUCGUCUUUGGCGGCGUAUCACUUGUUGGAGGAGUACAAACUAGCUUCGGCUGCGUUGCAGGCGAGCGUGGAGGAACUCCAGACGAGCACGCAGAAGGUUUCCGCGCAUGUGAGGAGGAUUGAGGCAGUAGAGAGGGAGCUGAAGGCGUUGAGCGAGUCGUCGGCCACGAAGGAGGACAUCUCGCGUGUGCGCGCCGAGGUGAAGAAGCUGUAUGAUGGACUGCACGUCGAAUUUCUCGACUUGCGAGCGCAUGUAUGGGGAAUCCAGCAAGACCUGCAUUCGCUUUCCAAGAAGGAAGCUACCACCGUCCGUGUUGUCUAGAAUAGUAGAUCGGUAUCCUGUUCUCGCCCCGUUUCCAUGCGAUAUAGUGGUGUGGGUGUCGCUGAGCAGAACGUUGCUCGGGUCUCUCAGCUACCUAAGCCAAUGCUCGCUCAUGCACGCGUCCACUAAUAUCGUUGGUCGAUGGCCCAUGUCUCACGAUCAGAUACCCUGCGGUACAAUAUUACCACUACAUAGCACCAAGACCGAGCUGACCGCAGCUCGUGGGUAUCGUGGAGAAUACUCGGGGAGUCCAGCUCCUCAAGGCUGCAUGUCCAAAAGCCAGUGUGUCAUCAUGCAUCGACCCUCGCUUUUGUAUACACAUUCGCGCGUCGCUGCGUAAAUAUUAUUCAUACUGACGACCGCCGUGACGGCGCCGUCAGACUAUGUU